AUGUCCUGGUUCAAGCGCAGACGAGGUCCAGUAAGACAAGGAUUCAAGGACGGAUUGCAAGGGAUACGAAAUGUAUUCGCGGGAAAGAAGCCGCCCACAGAUAUCGAUCCUGUUCGAAGACAGUUCCAACCCACGGGGAACAGCAGGAGGGAUAUCGCCCAGUUGAAGCUGGCCUACCUGAUCCAGGACGAUCCGGAACUGAAGAAAGCGACUCUACACAUUGUCGAUCUUGCCGCCCGGGUUCCUCCAGAUAAUGACAAGCUGAUGGAGGUUGUGAACCUUUCCGCCCAGCUCCUGCUCCGAAUCUCGAACGCCGUGCAAUCCGACGUCGACGCACCUGAAGCUGGGCCACUCGUUGCUGUUUUUACUGGCAUGUUGGAGGACAUCGAGGCUAAAUUGGCUUCUGGAAUAUGUAAUUGGGAGGAUGUGGAGGCACACCUCUCUCAUCAAAUCGCGGGAUUCGAGCGAUCCCAUGGAACCGUAUUGGGGAGCUGUUCAUCCCAGCCCAAUGCACGGCCCUCAAACUCUUUGACCACGCUGUUGGGCUCAGCUUCGACCAUUUUAUCGAUCCUCAAAGAUGUUGCGGAGAUCGUACCUGUGGAUAUCUUGAAAGGGGUCACCGCAACCGCGUAUAGUCUGUUGACGGCUGUAGAGCAAACACGGUCGAACAUCGAGGAGAUGCGCCAGAUCGCCGGCAUCGCAGCCGACUUUGUUGUUUCGCUGACGGUGCUUUGCGCGGAUAAGCCGAAUCAGUCUUCCGCCCAGUUUAAAAGAUGCUUCAAGGAACUCGAAGGGAAUUUGGUCAAUAUUGGCGGCCGGUGUAUGGAGAUGAGCCAGAAGAGUGUCUUGUCACGAUUCUUUCAUCAGGGGGUCCAUCAAGGCGAUAUCGCUUCAUUGAGGAUAGAGAUGGAGAGUGCAAUAAGCAAAUUCCAAACGGAGACCCAAAUGCUCCUUCAUUUCAAUUUGCGCGUUUUCUGCGAGGUGAUAAACACCAAGCUAGACCAGGAUGCCGUUAAGGCCCUUCCCAAAUCCGAGUACCACAGCACCCGCCUUGAGAAGUAUCUUGCCGCUAGCCGCGACGACGAGCUUGAGGCUAUCUUGAAAUGGGUUGACGAUCUUGAUCACCCCGUUUUGUGGAUUCAUGGCGCUGCAGGACUGGGAAAGUCGACUCUGAUGCAGAAGGUUGUCGAUGUGCUGCGCCACCAGGGACGCCUGGCAUCGUCUGCCUUCUUCGUUAGGAAGAAGAAUAGGGACAUUGUCACUACCAUCCAAUCGGUCGCCCAAGAACUCGCCAACCUCCACCCAAGAGCUGUUCCCGCGGUGGCUAAUGCUGCUCGUACAUGCCAUUCGACGCAUCACUCCAUCCUUGACUACAUCCAGGCGUACAUCAUCGAACCUGUUCGCUUUCUUGGUCUCCCAUAUCCUCUAGUCCUACCGAUGGACGCACUGGAUGAAUGGGACCACCAUGAAACCUUCCUCCGAGAGUUGACACACGUCUCUUCGGCGUCACCGUUCCUUAAAUUCCUCUUUUCAAGCCGGUGGUUACACAGCGUCGAGCGAGGGUUGAAGGGCAACAUUGUGAAGGAAAUGGCGUUGCCACCCGUGACAGAGGACGUCGCACGGCGGUACUUCGAAGCUCGAUUCAGCGAUGUUCAGGGGGAAGCGAGGAUCCUGUUAUUCAACUCCAUCCCUCAACUGGCCAAACUCGCCAAGGGCCUUCUGGUGUGGGCAGCCACUGUCUGCAACCUGAUCCUCAGCGACUCAUACACUCGCCCACCCGUGCACACCCUCCUUGAGCGAAUCCUCCAGUCUGGAUCGGGAGUCGACGAGGAUGAACGCCUUGCUACCCUGUACCGCGAAGCACUGCUCUCCAUUCUCGGUCCCAAGGCCCGGGAUGUGGAGGUUGGCAUGCAAAUUCUUUCCCAUAUGGUCGUCCUCCAGGAGCCUGUCGAUAUCGACACCUUCACAGGACUUGUCGACCUUCCCCAGUAUCCUCAAGCCGUCCGCGAGAUUCACAAACGACUACGUAUCCUGCAGAUACGGGGAACAUUCGAUGCAAACGUCAUUGAACCCAUGUCAACUCGAUUUCACGCGUCAUUCCUCGACUUUCUUACCUCCAGCGCCGUCAGCCCCUCGCAAUCGGACAUGACAACGGUGCCCCUUGCCGUGGAUACAGCAGGUGCCCACCUGCGCUCAGCGAAGAGGUGCCUGAGCACCCUUAUCUCAAUCCCGGCCCACAGUUAUCCGCCAUCAAUGCCGCUGCCCCCCGCAUUCUUGUAUUCGACGAAAUAUUGGCCCUUUCACCUUUCUCACGGAACGGAUCGCUUCCAACCUCUCCCACCGGAACUUGAAGACCUACUUGGGGGUUUAUCCAAUGAUAUAACAGCCUGGUGGGCCAAACGCUUUGUUGCCACAGUAUGUGCGGUAGAAGCUGAGGAGAUGACAGAGUGGGAAAAACAGUUGGCGGGGGAAAGGCGGUCUGACAUUCUCGUCAAGGUUGCCCGACUCGUGGACCAAAAGCACCCCAUAGGGGAACCGACCUGGUGGGCGUGGGCGUCUUCCCCCUGGGAGGUGACUGUGAGACUCAAUGAAUGCCGAGGCAAUAUUCACUUGUUAAUUCAACUUGGGGAUUUUUAUACUCCUGACUUGAAGGUUCCGGCAAGGUGCGCGACAGCCGCAGUCCAUAUCUUGAAACAUUGCGUGGCCGAGACCGCAUCACAAGAUGGAUCAUCAUUGCAUUCGCUAGCAUCCGCGCUGUACUCUUCUUACUCGAACACUGGCAGUGCUUUGGACCUUGACGAUGCUAUCACGUUCGGGCGUGGCGCUCUGUCUCAUCGAUCCCAUCCCCACCCGGACCGCUCAGAUACACUGCACCACCUAGCCGCCUACUUGUCCGAGCGCUUCCAGAAGCGAGAUGACCCCGUCGACGACGACGAUGCCAUCGCGAAGCAAGGCGACCUCGUUGACAUCGACGAUGCCAUCGCAUUCGGACGGGAAGCUCUCUCUCUGCGACCCCACCCCCAUCCAAAGCGCUCCGCGAUGCUGUACAUCCUCGCCAUCCACUUGGACGACCGCUUCAGGAAGCAAGGCAACCUGAUCGACAUCGACGAUGCCAUCGCAUUCGGGCGGGAAGCACUCUCUCUGCGACCCCAUCCCCAUCCCGGCCGCUCAGAGACACUGCACAACCUCGCCGUCCACUUGUAUGAGCGCUUCAAGAAGCAAGGCGACCUCACCGACAUUGACAAUGCCAUCACAUUUGGACGGGAAGCUCUCUCUCUGCGACCCCAUCCCCAUCCAAAGCGCUCCGCGAUGCUGUACAUCCUCGCCAUCCACUUGGACGACCGCUUCAGGAAGCAAGGCAACCUGAUCGACAUCGACGAUGCCAUCGCAUUCGGACGGGAAGCGCUCUCUCUGCGGCCCCAUCCCCAUCCAGAGCGGUCAGCGACACUGCACAACCUCGCCAUCCACUUGCGCGACCGCUUCAGGAAGCAAGGCAACCUCACCGACAUUGAUGAUGCCAUCGCAUUCGGACGGGAAGCGCUUUCUCUACUACCCCAUCCCCAUCCAGAUCGCUCAGAUACACUGUAUAACCUUGUCCUUGCCCUUAUGUCGCGAUGUCGCAUGACAGUUUCUCUUCCUCCCCUGGAAGAGGCAAUCUCACUCUGCAACGAAGCUCUAUCCACCAUCCAGCCUUCGAAUCCCUACUAUGAUGCCUUCUCGCAAUGGCUUGCUGAGGCCCAGAAACUUAAAUCCCGACAUUUCGAUGCUUGA
Coprinopsis cinerea okayama7#130 is the source of this 3771-nucleotide messenger RNA. RefSeq lists its product as hypothetical. Gene Ontology annotation, biological process: cell surface receptor signaling pathway. Bases 1 to 3771 code for a protein of 1256 amino acids. Gene Ontology annotation, molecular function: protein binding. The record is from RefSeq and is a predicted model, not a curated record. The transcript is spliced from 9 exons. Lineage: Eukaryota; Fungi; Basidiomycota; Agaricomycetes; Agaricales; Psathyrellaceae.